AUGAAUCCUAGUCAAAGCGUCACAACUCUGAAAGCGCUCCAUAGCGACCUCGCCUCCAAGUACACAACCCAUGUGUCGGAAAUUGAGGCUAUUUGGAAAUCUUUAAGCAAAGACCAACGCGUGGCAUUCUUUCAGAAUGGCGCUACGGACGAUGAAGCGUCCAAGCAGUUUUUGGACGCGUCCCUGGGCAUUGUGUACAACAUUGUCCCAGAGUUCAAGUUGCAGGAUAUCUCAAACAAGCCGGAGUUUCUAUUAGGUCACCUCAAGCACCGUGGCACAACAUCGCUCUUUCACCAGUAUCGCCAUGGUGCUCAUGGGCAACUUGGAGAUCGGAAUGUGAUUAUAGAGAUGGCACGCGAUAGCCAGGAUCGCCACGUCGAUCCGCUCAAACUUAGCCUUGCUCUGUUUGGCGACAUGCCGUACGGCCACUUUAUUGAUUUUGAACCUACAUCCAACUUCAAUGAGCAGCUGGCUGUUUUCAAACCUGUAAUGCUGGCAGGCUUCUGUGUUCCUCGGUCGAUUGGAGAAAUGAUCUUGAAAAGACAGCUCCUGAUCAUUCAGAAACUAAACAUCUUACUUUACAAUAUUUUAUACUCAAGUUCGCAAUUGAGACAGGAAAUAGAGCGACCCAAGAGAUACGAACAAGCACCAUCAGCCGCGCUCUCGAAGCUGAGUAUCCAAGAGCGACCGAAGAAACUUGCACUCUCGGAUUUGGUCUCGAGUGCUCAAGAUCAGAAAGAUACUUUUGAAGAGUUUUUGAGGCUCCUUUCUGCUGAUCAAGAUAUGCUCGCUCACGCUAUGAGUAUCUGGUUUGUCAGCAGACCGGAAACCAUCAUGGAUGAUACAUGUGGUCAUCUGCCAGCCUUUUCAAACAACAAUAUAAAUGGUGCAAUAUUCGAUUCAGUUCACCACACGAUCAAAGGCGCUACUGUUUGGAACUACAUGUGUCGUCUCCUUCACCUCUUGAAAGAUUCGACUACUGAUAAGAUGUACCGAUCGUUUAUUCUUCAAGAGACUUCGAAUCUUUGCCAUCUAGAGUACAGCCGUGCCCAAGCUCAAUUCACCAGGCACGUACAGACAGGCGUGGGCGCGAAAUACUUUAAGCGAAUUGCCAACUCGUAUGACAGUGCGGGUAAUGCAAAGACCAAGAUGAAGAUUCAGCCCCAAGAGCUGACCAGGGCUGACCCUCACUUGCACUACAUUCUACGAUUGUGUCAGUCGCAGACGAACGCGAGCAAAGCGGUGGAAUGGAUCAAGAGGCUGAGCAACCUGUAUCAGUCUCAUCCUAUUGAACGGGAAGCAUUGGCAGGAAGAGAGGUUGAUUCGCUCGAGUACUUGACUGCAGUCUCAACAUUUAUCCAAGAUUUGGCGCCCGUCAUAUCGAUGCCAGCUUUCUCUCGGAAAAAAGCACAGACGUUUGUUUUGAGGUUUCAGGAGCUAGACGUCGAAUUAAACAAGCUCCGGAACGAAGUCAAUUUAAACGUAAUAUGGAAACCGAAGCAAGACCUCCUAGGCCCCGAAAUGGCGAGCGAAAUUUUGGCCGAGCUUGAUCAGUUUGUGAUUGGCAAGACUGGCUCCAAGAUGAGGUUCUUGUACCAAGAUCUCAUGGAAGAUUGUUUGGCGGAUCUUGAACAUCAGUACCAGGCGACAAAGGCAAAGCUGAAAAACGUCGACUACGUGCCACUUCCAGCAGCAGCUCCUCAGUCUGCGGAUGAAAGAAUGGAGCAACGAAAAGUCAAGGAAAAGACUCGUCCUUGUCAGUCAACAAUACUUGACAUCCAGCCGGUGAGCCAAGUAUUCUCGACGCUCUUCAACAAGUCUGAGGCCCGAGGCUCGAUCAACUGGGCCGCGUUCGAAGGUGCCAUGGCCGAGCUGGGAUUUUCCGUCACGCCAAAGUAUGGCUCUGCUUACACGUUUUCGCCGCCCGAGAGCAUGAAUGUGAAGAAAUGUUUCACGAUUCACAGACCUCAUAGAUGUCGCAUUGAGGGUUAUCUAAUCCCCAUAUUCGCGCGACGUCUGACGAGGACGUAUGGAUGGAGUGAGGGUACAUUUCAAGCUAUAUGAAGUACAAAAUUGCUACGGAU
This is a messenger RNA of Trichoderma atroviride IMI 206040, 2084 nucleotides long. The record is from RefSeq and is a predicted model, not a curated record. NCBI's taxonomy places the organism in Eukaryota, Fungi, Ascomycota, Sordariomycetes, Hypocreales, Hypocreaceae.